AAACAUCAAAGACAAAAAUCAACUGAUCCAUUACAGGUGUUAAGCAAAUUUUUAAUCAUAAUAAUUAAUAAAAUUAACUUCGAUAGAAAUAAUUUGAAAGCUUAAUAAGUUUGACAAAAAGAUAUUUAGUCCACGGUGAAGUUCAAAUAUGUCACAAUAUUACAUAUAACCUCAUUUUUAUUCGAAAAGCCUGAACUCAACUAAAUCAAUCUUUGGAUCAACGCUAAAAUAAAAUUACCAUGGCUGAUAGAUUAACACAAUUACAAGAUACAAUAAAUCAACAAGCCGAGCAUUUUUGCAACAGCAUUGGUAUACUGCAACAAUAUUCAAGCCCAAGUAAAUUUCCUGGAUUCGACCGUUCUGGUUCACAAACACCAAAUCAACAAAAUCCUCAAGAAGAUUAUGCUCAAUUAUUUUCAACAUUAAUAUCACGAACAGCCAAAGAUAUUGAUAUACUUAUUGAAUCGUUACCAAGUGAAGAAAGCUCCACAGAUUUACAAGUAGCAAGUUUAAAACGAUUAGAAACAGAAAAUCAAGAUGCGGCCGAUCGUUUGGAAGAAGUUGUACGUAGGGGCGAAAAACUUUAUGAAAGAAUACAAGCGGCAUUAAGUGAUAUCGCUCAAGCACAAUUAGAUAUGCAAAAUUUGAAUAAAGAAUUAAAUAAUGCGAUGAAUACGAAUCGCUAA
Chrysoperla carnea is the source of this 686-nucleotide messenger RNA. It is a transcript of the gene MED21, whose product is annotated as mediator of RNA polymerase II transcription subunit 21. Bases 240 to 686 code for a protein of 148 amino acids. Gene Ontology annotation, molecular function: transcription coregulator activity. NCBI's taxonomy places the organism in Eukaryota, Metazoa, Arthropoda, Insecta, Neuroptera, Chrysopidae. Gene Ontology annotation, biological process: regulation of transcription by RNA polymerase II. The record is from RefSeq and is a predicted model, not a curated record. Gene Ontology annotation, cellular component: mediator complex. The transcript has a single exon.